CUUCCCAGUUCUGAUAUCAUGUCUUCCGCUGCUGCUGCUCCCUCCAUCUUCGGCUCUGCACCCGCUCCUCGUCGUGGUAGCGACAGCUCUGAUGCUGCACCCACCGCUGGCGCCGUCAGCCGCACUUCCCUCGGACCGGGAGGUGUUGGAAAGCAAAAGGAGGCCUUGAAGCUUCGCUUGGACCUCAACCUCGAGGUCGAGAUCGCCAUUAAGGCGAAGGUCAACGGUGAUAUUACCCUCUCCCUCUUUAUCAUCAUGCCAGAGUCUGCUUCUCGCGCUUCCUCCCCUGGCACUCUUGCCCAUGGUCACGCUGCCAUUCACAAACCAACUUAUGCUCACGCUGUCGCCAAGCCGUACAGGGAAGCGUUGAAGCUUAGGCUUGACCUCAACCUUGAGGUCGAGAUUUCUAUCAAGGCCAAGGUCAAUGGCGACAUCACGCUCUCUCUCCUGUGA
This is a messenger RNA of Desarmillaria tabescens, 453 nucleotides long. RefSeq lists its product as uncharacterized. Lineage: Eukaryota; Fungi; Basidiomycota; Agaricomycetes; Agaricales; Physalacriaceae. The record is from RefSeq and is a predicted model, not a curated record. The coding region runs from base 19 to 453 and encodes 144 amino acids. The transcript is spliced from 2 exons.